Silurus meridionalis is the source of this 2571-nucleotide messenger RNA. It is a transcript of the gene hsf1, whose product is annotated as heat shock transcription factor 1. NCBI's taxonomy places the organism in Eukaryota, Metazoa, Chordata, Actinopteri, Siluriformes, Siluridae. Gene Ontology annotation, biological process: regulation of DNA-templated transcription. The transcript is spliced from 14 exons. The coding region runs from base 322 to 1893 and encodes 523 amino acids. Gene Ontology annotation, molecular function: DNA-binding transcription factor activity; sequence-specific DNA binding. The record is from RefSeq and is a predicted model, not a curated record.
CUCGCACGCGUUUGAGGACGCGACGCUUUUCCUACGCAGUUCACAGGAAUUAUGUUGAGGUGGAAAUUUCCACGGCGGUGCGGUGCAGCGCGGGUAUGAGCACAGGGGUUGUGUGACGGUGUCAGGUGGUGAGGUGUGAGCUUCGUGCCGUGAACCAGAGCAUAGAACACGCAGAGAAAAACGAAUAAAACCCCGUACUUUAACGCGAACGGGCGUCUUCGCUAGCACAUCUUGCUAACAGGCUAAUGCUGUGGCUCACUCAGGGCGGCUAGUGAGCGGAUCUGUACUCGGGCAUUAACUUCCAGAGACUUUAUCCAGGACAUGGAGUUCCACAGCGCCGGAUCAGGGGCAGUUGUUAUGACCGGGAGCAACGUGCCCGCGUUUCUCACUAAACUGUGGACGCUGGUGGAUGAUCCGGACACUGAUCCUCUAAUCUGCUGGAGUCCUAGUGGCAACAGCUUCCAUGUGUUCGACCAGGGCAGGUUCUCCAAAGAAGUGCUUCCUAAAUACUUCAAGCACAACAACAUGGCCAGCUUUGUUCGACAGCUCAACAUGUAUGGCUUCCGUAAAGUGGUCCACAUCGAGCAGGGGGGUUUGGUGAAGCCUGAGAAAGACGAUACAGAGUUCCAGCAUCUCUACUUUGUCCGUGGACAGGAGCACUUGCUGGAGAACAUUAAGAGGAAAGUGACCACGGUGUCCAAUAUUAAGCAUGAGGACCUGAAGCUGAGUCCGGACGACGUAAACAAAAUAAUCUCAGAUGUGCAGCACAUGAAGGGAAAACAGGAGUCGAUGGACAGCAAAAUCAGCACCCUGAAACAUGAAAAUGAAGCUUUGUGGAGAGAAGUGGCCACACUGAGGCAGAAACAUGCCCACCAACAGAAAGUUGUGAAUAAGCUCAUCCAGUUCCUGAUCACACUGGCACGAACCAACAGGGUUCUCGGAGUGAAAAGAAAGAUGCCUCUGAUGUUGAAUGACAGCAGCACAGCACACCCUAUGCCUAAAUACAGCAGGCAGUACUCUCUGGAGCCAUCACCCAAUAUCUCUUCCCCUGGAUCGACUUUUACAGGAACAGGAAUCUUCUCCACAAACUCACCUGUCAAGACUGGACCGAUCAUCUCUGACAUAACAGAUCUGGCUCAGUCCGGCCCCGCUAGUGCAGACGAAUGGAUUGAGGAUAGGACAAGCCCAUUGGUGCAUGUAAAGGAAGAGCCGUUAAGUCCCACCCAUGGUUCUGAGGUAGAAGAAGUGUGUCCUGUGGAGGUGGAGGUCGGGGCAGGGUCGACUUUACCUGCAGACACGCCUCUUUCCCCCACCACCUUUAUUAACUCCAUUCUGCAGGAGAGUGAGCCAUCACCUGCCCCAUCUCUGCCCCAGUCCCCGGAGAAAUGCUUAAGCCUGGCAUGUUUGGACAAUUCCUCCCAGACGUCCGAGGUGUCCCACCCUUACCCAAGCCUCUCCUCUUCGUCUUCUCACCUCAGAUCACAUUCACGGAGUGAGCUGUGCGAUCAUCUGGACAGCAUCGACACCGGCUUGGAAAACCUGCAGGCAAUGUUCAACGUGCAGUCCAUCAACUUCGAUUCCUCGCCACUCUAUGACAUCUUCAGUUCAAACAGCAGCGCCGACUUCGAUCUGGACAGUUUGGCCACGAUUCAGGAGCUGCUGUCGGAGUGCGGUGACAACAUGAAACCAGGAAACCAGUUGGUUCAGUACACGGCUCAGCCGGUGGUGGUGAACGACCCCAUGACGACCACCGAGAGCACCAGCGAGGAUCUGCCCAGCCUGCUGGAGCUGGAGGAAGACUCUUACUUUAGCCCAGACCCUGCUGAUGAUCCCACCAUCUCACUCCUGACCACUGACUACCAAACUACAGGACCUGAAGACCCCAAGCUCUAAUAGAAAACCAACAGCUUCUAAAAACACUUUUUUUUUUUUUUGUUUGGUUUUUUUUUUCUUGUUUGUUUGUUUGUUUUUGUUUUUUUACAGUUAUCUAUGUUUUCAAUUCACUGUUGUUUCCUGGCCUCUGAUUUCAUAAUCCCUGCGAUAGCAAUAGCAGUAUAUCUUUACAGAAGCGUUUUCUGAUCUUCCUAUUGGUCAGCAAAUACGUGCAUCAGGCUCUCGGGGUUCAUCACACACCUACACUGCAGACGAAUUAGUUGAAGCCCUAAUCUGGAAUUCCCAGAGCAGCUCUGUGGUCAUGAGUAGCACCGAGGAUCAUUAGAAUCCGAAUUAGUGGCGUGGAAUAUAGCAGCGUAUAAAACUAUAUAUUGUAGUAAUGUGUAAAAGGGGGAAAAAAAAGUUCUAAGACCUUCAUAAAUACGUGCUUCGCUCUUGUCCGAUUUUUCACACAGCUUUUGUUCGAGCACCAUGUUCACCAGUGGUGCUGAUUCCUGAGUGGGGCUUUAAUUACUGUGUAUAACAGAACAUAUAAUCUAUAAACUUAGAGCGUAGAGUAUUGAUGCAUCUUCACUGAGCAUGCUGUGUGUGUGUGUGUGUGUGUGUGUGUGUGUGUGUGUGUGUGUGUGUGUGUGUGUGUGUGUGUGUGUGUGUGUGUGUGUGUGUGUGUGUGUGUGU